Morchella sextelata is the source of this 750-nucleotide messenger RNA. RefSeq lists its product as uncharacterized. The record is from RefSeq and is a predicted model, not a curated record. Bases 1 to 750 code for a protein of 249 amino acids. The transcript is spliced from 3 exons. Lineage: Eukaryota; Fungi; Ascomycota; Pezizomycetes; Pezizales; Morchellaceae.
AUGCCGCCCGUCACGCCCACAAACAGCUGCCCAUGCCCGCACCCGGCGCCGCACCACCGCCACUCCUCCACGCCCCGCCGCAGCCUCGCCUUCACCCGCUCCUCGUACAGCGCCCACUUCGAGCGGCACGCCGAGGGUGCCGGUGCGGUCGGCGGGGCAGCUAUUCACGGCGGCCGCGGUCCCGGCGUGACGGGUCAAGCAUUGGCUACAUGCGGGCUGAUGGCGCGCGGUAUGAUACGGAACCCGCGGCGGGGGAAGUCGCGGCGGGGGCGGGCGGCCGCGCAUGCCGGGCAGCGCCGGCCGGGGCGCUGGAGGGUGUCUGCGCGGGUGUUGGCACCAACCCAAGACCGAGCAGCAACAACCGGGGACCACUACACACCCCAGACCCGUUCUACCAAGCUCGGCCUCGCUAGCACUGGCACCCACCGGACCCGGUGCAUCGGCACAGCGGCGAGAAAAAAGAGCGUUAAUCCUCGCCGCAAGACCCUUGACCGCGCGGGCGAGCCACGGGGGUCGGAACUGGACUCUCAGCCAGGUGCCGGUCCCGACCCAGCCGACGGAGCGGAGGAGACAGACGGCUAUAAGAAAAUUGUAUUCCGCGGCUUGAACGAUAUGGCCGCGCCUAUUGCGCCGCUUAAACGUGUUUGCGCGAAUGCUACGCAGCAUUUGGUCACUCGUCGGUGUUCAAUGAGGAGGGGCGACAUGGCAGCUGUGCGAGGGGCGGUGGUGCACUUGGACGGGUCGGGCUAG